Coregonus sp. 'balchen' is the source of this 4686-nucleotide messenger RNA. NCBI's taxonomy places the organism in Eukaryota, Metazoa, Chordata, Actinopteri, Salmoniformes, Salmonidae. The record is from the annotation of a GenBank genome assembly.
AUGAACUCUUCAGCCAGCCUGUUGGACAUGAACUUCACAUCCCAGAUGUCAGUUGGAGGAGGUGGCUAUCCUAAAGACAGCUUUAGUGCCGCCUUGACCAAGAACAUUGUGGCCGUGCUGGUGUGGAUGGCCCUAAGCUUCAUCAACGGAAGCAUGGUGCACACCUUCCUCAAACAUAACUUUUUCUAUGAGGACCCGCGCUACAUCAUGUUCAUCUACAUGGUCAUAAAUGACGCCCUGCAGCUCACCCUGGUCACGGCACUGUACGUGGUCAGCUACAUUUUCAUAAAGAUCCAAUGCUUCCGUGUGCUGCCUGCUGGUGAUGACUGCCGUGCUGACCACACGCUCCACCCCUCUCAUAUUAGCCGGUAUGGCUGUGGAGCGCUACCUUUCCAUCUGUUUCCCCUUAUACUACGGGCACAUGUGCACGGUGUCGCGCACCAUUGUCCUCAUCGUGUUCAUCCUGUUCUUAACGGUGGCCGUGCCUCUCACUGACCUCCUGAUCACACUCAUCAAGGAGCCCCUGGAUUUCUUCCGCACCUCCAUCUUCUGCGAUCAAUCCCUGGUCUUCCGGGACCGCUCCAUCUACUACAAGAACGCUGUGUUUGACAGCAUCUAUUUCUCCUUCGUGGCGCUCACGCUGCUCUACACUUAUUGUAAGAUCAUGCUAACAGCACGCGCUGCCUCCACAAACCUGGUGUCCAUAAAGAGGGCAAGGAAUACAGUGCUACUCCACGGGGUGCAGCUGCUGCUGUGCAUGCUGGCCUUUGUAGUCCCCUCUCUGCAAGCAGCCCUCAUCGCUCUCUUCCCCCAGUUUGUCCUGGAGAUCCGUUACAUAUUUUUCCUGCUGGUCUACAUAAUCCCACGAUUCCUCAGCCCCAUGAUCUACGGUUUCAGGGACAAGCAGUUCCGCAAAUACUGGGCCAGGUACCUGAUGUGUCACAGGAACAAUAGAUCUAGAGUGAGGCCGGCUAUGAAAGUGAAUCUCAAGUUCAGGUGAUAGGAACAUUUUGCUUGAAUUCUGAGAGAAUGGAUAGAAUAUGAAGUAUUGCAUGUAGUGAUGGAUGAAAAAAAUGCAAUAAAUGAACAAAUGUGGGGGUCCUUGUCAGUGACAUAUAUGCGCCACUUCACAAUACUGUACAUUAUGUCAUAAAUUGUCAUUAUGUUUUUAUACUGUAACAUAAUGCUGUUUGCUGGAAAAACACGUUCAAUGACACAAUUACUCAUUCCUACAGGGUGUAAAUAAAAUAUGAACUGUGAGUGUGUGUGUGUGUGUGUGUGUGUGUGUGUGUGUGUGUGUGUGUGUGUGUGUGUGUGUGUGUGUGUGUGUGUGUGUGUGUGUGUGUGUGUUCGUGUGCAUGUAACCACUCAAAUUCAUAGACGGACCUAUAGAUGCAAGGACUGACAGUCCACGAAAUCAACAUGAUAAUCGGAAGUAUAUUUUUAAAGGCAUGUUAAGAGAUAUUUCCUGCAGUCCAAUGGCCAUAUCAACUACCCCUUGAUUCUUGAAAAUGUUUACGUUCAUCCCCUGUGAGUGUAAUACAGGGCUGCCCAACCCGGUUCCUGGAAAGCUACCGUCCUGUAGGUUUUCGCUUCAACCCAAAUCUAGCACACCUGAUUCUAAUCAUUAGUUGGUUGAUAAGCUGAAUAGAACAGCUUUGGGCAGCCCUGUUGUAGUCCAACUGUAUUACCCUACCAUAACCUAAAAUGUAAGUUUACUACAACAUUCUUUACAUUUCCAUUGUCAUUGGGUCUUUAUUAACAAACAAUGUAAUGCUUCGAAAUAUAAUGCUAAUCCUUUACCAUUGUUUGUACAAAUACAAUUAAUCAAGUUUGGUUCAAUACCAUGGAACAAUGUCAUGGAACAAUGUCAUGAGAUUCAUCCAUAAAGAAACAAGACCACUGUAAUCCUUCCUAGUGACAACAAGCCACUAUUAAAGGCAGCUUAUUGUGUGCAGGUCUUUUUGUUUCUUUAUGUACAGUUUACCAACAACCAGGACCUACUUGUGUAUGUAUGUGAUGUCUGUAUAACAAAUCAGAUUAAACCACACAAGCAUCAACAUUUUGUAAAAUGUUUUAAAGGGUCAGAUAAUUAUAUCACUAUUUUACUUCUGAUUAAUUAACAUGUUUUUAUCUUCCCCUUUCCUGUCUCUAGUGUUAUAUUGGAGUAUAAUAUCAUACAUAAAGACAGUAACUCUUUAUAUAAAGUAGCACUCUCUGUCUCAUCUGUGUUAUUCCAGGACCUGAAAGAUAAGAGUUCUCUGUUUCUCAAGAACAAAGAAAAUGCCGUUCAGAACAGACUUUUCUGUGUUGUAGUAGCUACACUUUGUUCUUAUCAAUGCACAAUGCUAUGCAAUAUCACAUAGUUCAUGUGAUUUGAUGACAAUGCUAAAAAAGUGUUAGGAAGAUAUAUAAACGCUGCACUGAUGCGUAAUGCCAAAUUAUUGAGGAUUAAAAGGAAAGUUAACUAAAAUGUCAAUUUGUAUGACACUUUCCAGCCCUGAAAUUAGACUAUUGGAAAUAUGUAACAAUUCUGUUUUGGUUUUCUUUUUCACCUAGUGGAUCAUAUAACAACAUCAAAAAGACAGUGAAUGAUGAACAACAGCCGAGUGGAUCACUUAAUUUAAGCCUUCAUCAAAACACUUCACAACAUUUGACCUGUAGGCAUAAUCAUCAACUACAUUAAUAUAACUUUUGUGUAUACUUUCUUCAAAAGUCAUAUCUUCUACAGGGUUCCUGGGGUAUAUUAUAUACAUUCUCUGAUUUGGGAGCCAAAUGAACGAACAAGAUGUUUCGAUUCCCAACGUCCACCAAAAGGAGCCGUUCAAAAAGAGCUGUUUGUUCACAUACGACCCAUCACUACCCUACAGUAUUAAUCUUGUGUGAAAUGUUCAGUAGGGAGAUAGCAGGAGGAUGAAUUUCUUGUUCAGUGGGUGAUCCUCAGGUAUUGACAUCGCCACUUCAAUUAUCCUUUCCUUGUAUGGUUCCCCAACCCCAUGGAAAGUUGGGGAACCAGCAAUUUCAACUACUUUGUACUGAUGUGUGUCCCUAGUAAUCAGUGAUACCUCACUGCUCAUUAGGAAAUACAGCUUUAUACUGUAUGUGCUCAUCAAGGGGUAUAUUUUAAUUCCACUGCACAACCUCCCACGCACUUAAAUCUGUCUUGUGCACCAAACAUGAUGGAAGAUUACCUCUGGACACAAUUUCUUAAAGAGCAAUUCAUAUUUUAUAUUACACUUUAUAACACAUUUCAUAAGGUAUUCUAAUGCCUGCUUUAUGAGUGCAGUUAGAUGCAUUUUAGUGCAUUAUGCAUAGCUCAUAAGGCAUUAUACAUGCAAUUAUAAUGCAUUAUGAAAAGGGGACUCAUAGGAAGUGUUACCAAUAUUUCAAAUAGGUUUAAUACUAUCAUGCCAAAUCUUCUAAGCUGUCUAUCCUCAGCCUAUUCCCCCUGCCCUAUCUCUCAGUUUACCAAACAAAGGGGCAGGGUUGGGCUGUUGAAAAUACAUAUUUUGGACAUAAUGGUCAUGCACCAUCCCCUCCUGCUCUGCUGACUCAUCAUUCCCCAAUGGAUUACAUAAUCUCACUUAGAUCUGUGAAAAGGUGUCUAUAUAAACCAGUAGCUUUGCCUCACAAACUUACUGGUUAGUCAGACAGGCAGGCAUUGCGAGGUAAGUUUUACAGCCUUUCAAAUAAAAAUAAAAAUAAAAAUAUAUAAAAAUAGCCAGCUCAGUCCCAAGAAAAACAGUAAGGCGCUUCGUUACCUUUUUCAUUGUACAGUAUAUCAAGUUGAAGCUAUCCCUGUAAUCAUAUCACUUCUUAUGGGGAUUGUCUGAAACUCUGAAUAAUAUUUGUUUUUCUUUGUCAGGUACAGUCCAAAUACUUCUUAAUAGUGAACGAUUAAUGAAUUUCACCAAAGGCCGGAAUCAAUUCAACAAUGCUUUCAUGAACAACUGAAUAAUGAACAACAGCAGAGCAAUGGAUAACUUCAAUGACACUUUCAUGAAAAACUUCACAACAUUUGCCCUGGGUGUAAUCAUCAAAUACAUCAAUGGAACCUUUGUGUAUAUUUUCUUCAAGAGUCAUAUCUUCUACAGUGACCCGAGGUAUAUUCUAUACAUUCACCUGGUGAUCUACGACAUGAUUAUGCUGUCUUUUGCAGUGAUGCUACAGGUUAUAACAUAUGCGCUGCCACAUGGCCUGAAUAUGUCUGUGUGCUGUAUGGCGCUUGUAAUCACUAGCACAACCAACAGAAACAGUCCAUUGAACUUAGCAGGCAUGGCCAUAGAGCGCUACUGUGCUGUCUGUAAGCCCCUGCAUCAUACUCAGUUCUGUACAGUGCGUAGGACCUACAUCCUCAUCUGCCUCAUCUGAAGUGUAUCAGUCAUCCCUGCACUCAGUGACGUCAUCAUUGGGCUAGCUACUAAACCAUUCACCAUUUUUUCCACAGCUGUUAUAUGUUAUAACGAUGCUGUUUAUGGUUCCCCAUAUCAUAAGGCUACAUCCACGGCGGUACAUAUUGUUAACCUGUCAUUUGUAUUUCUGACAUUGGUCGUUACUUAUUUUAAGGUCCUUUUUGCUGCAAAAGCUGCCGUAACAGACCCAGCAUCGGCUCGAAAGGCUCGUAAUACAAUUUUGUUACAUGGGGUUCAGCUUCUGCUCUGCAUGCUGGCGUAUCUCACCCCCUAA